Molecule: messenger RNA, 5905 nt
Organism: Phycodurus eques (leafy seadragon)
Lineage: Eukaryota; Metazoa; Chordata; Actinopteri; Syngnathiformes; Syngnathidae
Gene: cers2b
Product: ceramide synthase 2b
Exons: 11
Coding region: 567-1718 (383 amino acids)
Biological process (GO): ceramide biosynthetic process
Cellular component (GO): membrane
Molecular function (GO): DNA binding; sphingosine N-acyltransferase activity
Source: RefSeq, a predicted model, not a curated record
GCGUGUGGGUGUCGGACGCUCGGACGUCACCCACCCAUCCACCAAGCGGAUCCCUCCCUCUCCGUUAUUCCCUCACUCCUCCCCCCCGGCCUGCUGCUCGCCUGCCCGACCGCACGCACUCCUUUUUCUCGCUUGCCCCCGGCCAGCCUUCGCCUCUGCUCGGCCACUCGCACCCAGACGGAACCCACCGACUCCUCGGGACACAGGGGAGAGCAGAAAGAAAAUGCCGGGAGGGGAAACAACACAACUGGAUAACUGAGAGGAACGACAAGCGGGCGCAUUGCAGCAUCUCGCUCCUCCACCCCGCGUCAAGAUCUUCAAUUGUUGUUUUUAACGGCCUCUUGACAACAUUCUGACCCGAAAAGAGAGUUUGAACUCGCAUGCGGGAGAAGAUGUAAAGAGCCCGCGUGUGCUAAGCUUGAGCUGGACACGUUAAUUCAACGGCACCGUUAGCUCAUCUCUGUGGAGACCACACUUUCGCUCUUAUUUUUUCAUUUAUUUAUUUUUUUGCCAAAUCAAAUUCCACACUUCCCCACGGGCAGAAAGGCGACGAGAAAAACAACAAGAUGCUGUCCGAGCUGAACGCCUGGUUCUGGCAGGAGCGGCUGUGGUUUCCGGAAGGCCUGGGCUGGGCCGACCUGGAGGAUCGGGACGGACGAGUGUAUGCCAAAGCGACGGAUCUCUGGAUGGCCCUCCCCAUUGCCCUCUUAUUCCUAAUCGUCCGUCAGGUGUUUGAAAGGACGGUGGCGACGCCUUUGGCCUCUGUACUCGGGGUAAAAGAAACAGUACGUCUCAGGGUGCCUCACAACCCCACACUGGAGUCUUACUACUGUAAAGUUACCAAAAACCCCACACAGAUUUCAGUAGUGAGUCUUUGCAAGCAGACUGGCUGCUCACAAAGACAAGUACAGCGAUGGUUUAGAAGAAGGCGAAAUCUGGACAGACCCAGUUUGCUGAAAAAGUUUCGAGAGGCCAGUUGGAGAUUUACCUUUUACCUUCUUGCUUUCAUUGCUGGCCUGGUCGCCCUCAUCGACAAACCUUGGCUGUAUGAUGUGCAGGAGAUGUGGCAAGGCUUUCCUGUGCUGACUCUGCUACCAUCUCAGUAUUGGUACUACAUGAUAGAACUGGGUUUCUACGCUUCCCUGCUCUUCAGUGUGGCCUCUGAUGUCAAACGCAAAGACUUCAAGGAGCAGAUUGUCCACCAUGUUGCAACCAUCCUCCUCAUCAGCUUCUCGUGGUGCGUCAACUACAUCCGUGCUGGAACGCUCAUCAUGCUAGUGCACGACUCCUCUGAUUACCUCCUUGAGUCUGCCAAAAUGUUCAACUAUGCUGGCUGGCGAAAUACAUGCAACUACAUCUUCAUCGUAUUCGCCGCAAUCUUCAUCGUCACUCGCCUCGUCAUUUUUCCCUUCCGGAUUAUCUACUGCACAUGGGUGUACCCUGUGACCAUCUACGAGCCCUUCUUUGGCUACUACUUCUUCAACGGUCUUUUGAUGGUGCUACAGUGUCUUCACAUCUUCUGGGCCAUUCUCAUCAUACGCAUAGCUGUCCGCUUCCUCACCCACAAUGAAAAAGUGGAUGACGAAAGAAGCGACAAAGAUGAGACCGACGAGUCUGAUGAGGAGGAAGAGGAGGACAUUCAAAGGGUCACAAAUAAAAACGGGCCUCUGCAGAACGGCCACGCGGUGCACAACAACAACCACAGGAAGGUGGAAUGACAGGAAGGACGUGUGCAGCACAAGGACUCAUAUCCCCUGGCAGGACCAGCAACAGCAGCGGGAGGAACGGAGUGACAAAGAGGGAGAUGCAAAUUUGACACUGUUACCACACCACACACACCUUCAUUUGUACAAACCCUAAAGAACACUACAGGAAGUGGCAUGGAUUAUUUUUGCUUUGUCAUAAAGUCCCCAUGCCGGUGACAUUGGCCCACACGCGUUGUCACUCAAGACGGGGAAGAAACUGGCGAGAAGAGAGGAGGGAAGUAAUGAUGAAACGUCUGCCAUAGCGUCCCUCGCUCUAAUUGUGUGCCUUAGAGCCAGAUAACGGCUUCUUUAAAAAAAAAAAAAAAAUGCCAUUUCAAAACGCGACGCUUUAAUUGUGUUUUUGCUUUGACUUAAAGAACAAAUCGAGCAUCCCUGUUUUUUGAAAGGAGAAGAGGGGGCAUUUAUUUUCCAAAAUUGUGUCUAUGCAACGAGCUAUUGCAAUGCCUUUGCACAACCCUACACUUCCUUUUAUUUCUAUGUCUUUUUAUUGGAUCUUAGCAGUUCAACUGUGUGCCUCACACUUUCAAUGUAGCUUGUGCCAUUUGUAAAGGGGACUUGAAUUCACUUCCAAUUCCAUAAACAAACUACAAGAAAAUAUUGGUAAAGAAGAGCGUAUUUCUUCAAAUAGUGGCUAUCCCUCAAAUAGACCAUGUUCUCCAGUUACUCGCCAGGUGCCUCAUUCACUUAGGACAACCCUCCCUCAAAUAGACACCCUAACCCAAUUAGUUGAUGGGUGCAUCAACCACUUAUGUCUCACUCAAAUAUACGCCAUUCCUCAGUUAGUUGCCGGGUGUGUCAUCCACUCAUAACAAAUGCCUCGCUCAAAUAGACGUUCCCUAAUUAGUCGCCAAGUAGGGCUAUGUCAUCCACCUAUUAGAAAUACCUCCCACAAAUACUGUAGAUGCCCUGCCCUUAUUUGUCAAAGCGUGUAUCAGCCACUAAUGACAAAUAAAUGCCUCCCUCAAAUUGAUGCCGUUCCCCAAUUAAUUGCUGGGCGUGUCAAUAGCAGCGAGACAAGCGGCCACCAUCUUUGUGGUAUUUUCUUAAAACAUGGAAUGAGCACUUCAAACAUAUCUAAAAUACUCCAUAACAAAUCCAUCCAUUGUCUAUACGCCUUAUCCUAUAUAGUCACACUCACAUUCACUUCUACGGGCAAUUUAGAGUCUUCAAAUAACCGACCAUGCAUGUUUUUGGGAUGUGGGUGUAAACCAGAAGUACCCGGAGAAAACCCACGCAGGCACAGGGAGAACAUGCAAACUCCACACAGGCGACACCAGAUUUGAACCCGGUCCUCAGAACUGUGAGACAGAUGUGCUAACCAGUCAUGCCGCCUCCCAUAACAAAUAUUGACAAAAAACAAUGUAUUACUAAAAUACAUGACCUAUUCUACUGCCCGCACUGCUCUUCUCAAAAAAUGUCUAUUUGCGCUAUUUAAGUCGAGUAUUUAGGGGCAAGUGACACUCUUUGAAUCGUCAUGGUCAUUUUGACGCGUUGGAGAACCUCUGGGAAUUUCAUACCGUACAAACUUAUCAGCGGAUGUAUUUAACUGAAACUUGUCAACCAAACGGUUUCCGAGUGGCAGACAAAAGGAAAGUGUUGAGGAGGUAUGUACAGAAAUAUCAAAUGAAUGUUUUACCCUAAUUUGAAGGUGUUUUUUUAACCUGACCUUUAUACAGGCGAUAACACACAAAAACAAGUCCCCCCACCCACACACAUACACUCGCUCGACCGGUAGUGGCAGUCUACAGCUUGAAGCCUCUUUUUUGAAGAAUAUUUACUCAUUAUAUCAGCCAAAGUUGUCACGAUACAAUUGUAUCAAUUUUGACUUGACCCAGAAGCAGGCAGAGGCUGAAGAAGUUUGUGGCAAAUGGUUUAUUGAGCUUGGAUUCGGAGUUGGAACUCUGAGGCGUAAUGGCGGACCGUCGAGACGGGGGAUGUGCGGGAGGCGGAAGCGUGAGCAGGUGGAAGGGCUUGACGGCCUGGUUGGAGAGCUCAGCAAGGCGAGGAGCACUGAUGACGAGGAAGAACAUGGAGGUCAGAACAAUUGCGAGAAAUGGCGUAGCUUACGUGCGAGUAGAGAGCCGGUGUACCACAGGUGAACAUUCAUACUCUGGCAGUGGAGUCCUGGAUCUGGCAGGCUUAAAUGCGGGCAAUGACGAAGGCUGAUUGACAACAGGUGCUCAGCUGAGGUGGUGCUGAUUACUGGGAAGAAAGAGAGAGAGUGCGAGACGGGCGCAAAGCACCACCCAAACUCCAACAAAGGAACUGCAGGGCACAGCUCAUGACAUAGGUGCCGCUUUUUGUCAGGUUUGUGGAGCCUCCUGCCGCCACACAGCACUCGUUUCUCAAGUUUGGGCUCGCAAGUCAAAACAAAAAAUCGGCCAAUCGACAGCACAUAUCUCGAAAAAAUUGGGUGACUCAUAUCCUGAGGCACCACUGUAUUUUUUUCCAUGUAGUGUAUAAUAUAAUAACAGUCCCUCCAGGAUUGCACAGGCUUUGCGGCCUAAAAUUCAGUGACAUCUCUCGCACCCUUCAUCCACCCCUUGUCUGAUUACAUUACACAUUCAACUAUGUAUUUUAAAGAGAUAUUAUUUGACAAUAUUUACACACAGAAACUCACAAAUAAAUACAAUUGUGCCUUGAUUUAUGGGUAACUUCCGAGUUUGUCGAGAUAGGAAUUGUCGCUCUGCUGAGUUUUGCUUUGACUUGCGAGCAAAUUCAUUUUAUUUAUUUAAUCUUCAUUUUUUAUGUAUUAACAUGAACACUACAUGGUUGUUGCAAAUCAAUUCACAGCAAGUUGCAAUCCAUUUUCCAUACCACUUAUCCUCACUAGGGUCCCGGGCGUGCUCGAGCCUAUCCCAGCUGACUCUGGGCGAAAGGCGUGGUACACCCUAAACUGGUCGCCAGCCGAUCGCAGGCUGCAUAUAAACAAACAACCAUUCGCACUCAUAUUGAUACCUACAGGCAAUUUAGAGUCUCCAAUUAACUUACCGUGCAUGUUUUUGGGGAGUGGGAGGAAACCGGAGUACCCGGAGAAAACCCAUGCCGACACGGGGAGAACAUGCAAACUCCACACAGGCAAGACCGGAUUUGAACCCGAUUCCUGUGCUAACCACCGUUCCGCCUCCCAUAAUAAAUAUUGACUAAGAAAACAAUUUAUUACUCAAAUACAUGACCUAUUCUACUGUCCGCACUGCUCUUCUCACAGAUGUUCCAUUUGCGCUAUUUAAGUCGAGUAUUUAGGGCAAGUGACACUGUUUGAAACGGCAUGGUCAUUUUGACGUGUUGACUUGGAGAACCUCUCGGAAUUUCGCCCCAUACAAGCUUAUUGAUGGAUAUUUUUAACUGAAACUUGUCAGCCAAGCGGUUUCCGAGUGGCAGACAAAAUGAAAGUGUUGAGGAGGUAUGUACAGAAAUAUAAAAUGAAGAUGUACUGUUUUACCCUAAUUUGAAGGCGUUUUUUUUUAACCUGACCUUUCUAUAGGCGAUAUCACACAAAAACAUUCCCAACACAAAAACCUCAUUUCCUUGGAACCCAUCAUGGUAAUUCUUGGUGCAUUGUACUCAGGUUAAAGUGACCAUCACAACUAUACUCAGCAUUUUGACAGACUCAUUUUGGGGAAAUCUUGUCAUGUUGCUAGUAGUUGUGUAACAAUUCGUAUCACGAUUCUUGGUUACCAAUUCGUUUCAUGGACGAUAUUGUUUUAUUUCUAAAGUUACAAUACAAUUCUGUGGCUUGAAAUCUGUUCAGUAACUUUUUAGCCAAAAAUUCAACAAGUGUGACUGUGAAAUAAAUACCUGCAUACUGACAGUGCAGGUGAAAUUUCCUAGAUUCCUGGUUUUUUUGUUUUUGUUUUUUUUUUUGUAAGGGAAUCAGGUAAAAUUACAGUAAUUAUGGUCAUAAAUACAACACUUUUCCUGAUGUACUUGUAUUGCUUCGCAAUAAAACAAAAGGAAAACAGCAACUUAUUGUUAUAUUAUUUCAGCUAUGAUUUUCGGAUUUGGACAUUUUCUUUCCUCAAAAAAAGAUGUUUAAUUGGUGUUAGAAUUAUGAUGGGGGACUUGGAAAAACGUCUCCAAUGUAAGUGGUCCCCACACCCAAAAAGAUUGGGAAUUCCUGUUGUAAAAUGUCAAAUACC